Molecule: messenger RNA, 582 nt
Organism: Colletes gigas
Lineage: Eukaryota; Metazoa; Arthropoda; Insecta; Hymenoptera; Colletidae
Gene: RpL21
Product: 60S ribosomal protein L21
Exons: 2
Coding region: 76-555 (159 amino acids)
Biological process (GO): translation
Cellular component (GO): ribosome; cytosolic large ribosomal subunit
Molecular function (GO): structural constituent of ribosome
Source: RefSeq, a predicted model, not a curated record
UAGGUUGUUGGCAACCUCGAGUUCUCUUUUUCAACGUCGUAAGUGGCUGUACUCGGUUCUUAUUAAAGUAUCACUAUGACGAAUUCGAAGGGUUAUCGACGAGGAACAAGGGAUUUGUUUUCCCGAAAAUUCCGCAAACAUGGAACAAUACCAUUGUCGACAUACAUGAAAGUAUACAAAGUUGGCGAUAUCGUUGACAUAAAAGGCAAUGGAGCUGUUCAAAAGGGUAUGCCCUAUAAAGUUUAUCAUGGAAAAACUGGACGUGUUUUUAAUGUAACUCCCCAUGCUCUUGGUGUCAUUGUGAACAAAAGAGUACGUGGACGUAUCAUCGCUAAAAGAAUUAACGUACGCAUCGAGCAUUUGACUCACUCUAAAUGCAGAGAAGAUUUCUUGAAACGUGUAAAGGAAAAUGAAAGGUUACGGAAGGAGGCAAAAGAGAAGAAUAUUAAGGUUCAACUAAAAAGACAACCGGCAGAACCGAUGCAAGCACACAUUGUAUCAGGACGUGAAAAGCCUGUCUUGCUUGCUCCUAUUCCGUAUGAAUUUAUUGCUUAAAAUUUAAAUAAACACGUGUCAACAAAA